AUGGAAGGAACAAAAGUUAAUAAAGGACCUCAAGGAAAUAACCGCAGAUUUGUAAGAAAUAGAAGGGACGAUAAUUCAUUCAACCAUCCUAUGGAAGGGAAAGUAAAUUCUGUUAAACCCCGAUAUUCAUCUGUUGAUCAUACCAAACAUGUUGAAAUGAAACCUGGAAUGGAUGUAUUAAAACAAGAUGAUGGAAAUAAACAGGAGAAUAAGAGUAACUUCAAAGGAAAAGAUGGUCAUUUCCAUGGAGGAAAGGAUGGUCAUUACCAUGGACAAAAAGAAAAUAGAACUAAUAUAAAGCAUGAUGAUAGACGAAAGUUUAAUUUUCCUAAAGAGAAAUCAAAUACAAGACAUCCGAGAUCGUACAGUCGAAAUCAGAGUAAAGGAAACGAAGCACAUGAUGAAGCAAGAACGAGAAAACAGCCAAGUAAAAAUGAAAGUGUAGUGUCAAAGAGGAAUGAUAAUGCCAACAUGUCCUCGACACCACAACAUUUAAAACCUGCAGUUCAUGUGCAGCCAUUACAGCAAGUGUCUGAGAAAACUGGUGUGCGACCUACGGUAGGACUAAAUUCAAGCACCUUACAGACAACUGAUUCUAGCGUACGGACAUCAAAUCAAGCCGGAGCUGAAGGAUGCCAGGAUGUUAGGUAUUACUGAUUUUCUAUUGUAGUCAGCUUACGCAUGCUGCAGUCCCCUGGAUUCAAGGCAAAAGGGUGUUUAAGCUUCACGUUUUAGCAAUUGAGCACAACGGAAAACUUCAGAUUAGGAUUUAAACGGCAGCAAUUUUUUUCAACAUACACUUACAAUUUCUUCCUCAAAAGGAUUGUACAGUAGUGUCACACUAUGGUAUCGUGGGCAUUUGCAUUGUUUUUAUCUUAUCCAAUAUCAACAAAUAACGAUAAAAAAUGCCUUGUGUGGUACAUUUCCAAUAAAAAUCAGAUAAAAGAAGCAAGGAUUUUCAAAAAAUGGUUUAAAUAUACGACAGUUUACAAAAAUCUUUUCUAGAUCUAUAUCGAUGUACUCGGCCCAUAAAAUGGCAGCUAACAGGAAUUUGAGCCCGCAAUACCAUGGUGUGACACUAAUCCUUUAAGUAAUUGCCUUACAUGAGCAUUAAUUUUUCUUCGUUUCAUGUUAUAUAAACUGGCAUAUAUUUUUCUUCGUUUUAUAAUUAGAUAUACAGUCUUUAUGAAAACUGUUUACAUUUGUCUCUUAUUCAGCAAUGUUGGUUAUACCAAAGAAGUGAGUUACCAAAGAUCUGCGUCACAGCAGACACUUCCAAAACAAGCUACAUCCACAAUGGUACACACUAUCCCUGGGAAAGUUGAAGGAACACAAACAACAGACAGAACCAAACAGAAUUUCCAAGCACCUGUCCUUCUUCAUCAAAUUCCAUUGAAUCAGAUGAACCCAGUAUUUCCAACCGAGGCUCGUUCUUUAGCGGAUCUUAAUACAAGUGGUCUUGGUACUUAUCUAUCAUCAAGUAUAUGUUCUUCAUUUGUUCCACAAAAAGAUUUGCUAAAAUCUCAAAGUAAUCCUCCAGCUAACCAAAACAUGUUACAGGACGGUUGUUUGUUGCCAGCGCAGCUUGCAAUGGCUCAAGGUCAACAGAAUAAUAUCCCGCCGAAAUUCCUCACAGGUAUAGUUGACUGCUUAUUAGUAAGUGUUUUUAAUAAUUUUCAUUAAUCCACAGUGAUUACCCAACUAAGGAUUCUGCUUGGCGUCAAAAUAUUAAACAGUAAGUAGGAACUAGGGAAACGUUGUUUCUUACCAUGUUUCCAGAAUGUAUGCAUACAGGAAACUUGGUUUCCAUUAUACUUGGCAAAACAAAAUAUCUACUUUCUGGAUGUGUUUGGAAACAAUUUCGCGUGCGGGAAAGCAAUUUUUUCCAAACAUUGUUUCCAAUGGAAACACGGGGGACGUCGAAAUUGUCAAAUGUUUCUGCGACAAUGUUUUCUAAUGACGAUUCUUGUUUUUUCUCAGAUUGAUAAUUGCAACAUUUUUCUUUUAGAGCAAAAUUUAGUACCGUUACACGACAGAAGCCAGGACUCGCAAUCACGUGCGAUGCACAACAAUGUAAAACAACCGUUACUUGGUCAUUCCCAGAAUUCUUUCCAAAUGCCACAUGACCAAUUAGAAGAAGCAGUAUCCCUGCAGAGUAGCCGGAUGAAAAGUAUGGUUACCGUAUAUCUGUGGACAGUUUAUUCAGUACGUCGUUCUUUACAAACACACAGACAGGUGUAAAAAAUAAUACAGAGAUGGUAGAGACACGUGACCCACUGCAUGAGAACCACAUGGUUAAAAACCAGAAAUGCCAAGAGACAACAACAGACCUUUCAAACCAAGUAUUUCAGAUGAAGGAAACACAACAGAUCCAUGCAAAACCCGAUCAACUUUUGAAUGAGGCACAGCAGUAUGAUGUAGUGAACCCUAACAACAUGAAGACCAACAACACAUCACUGAACAAUCACAUGGUUAAAAAUCAGAAAUGCAAUGAGAAACUAUUCUUAUCCAGCCAAUUACCACAUGAUCAAUUAUUAAACGAAGCUCAGCAUUUCGAUGUGGAAAACCCUAGUAAUAUGAAGAACAACCCCACCACACUGAACAACCAUUUGCUUAAAACCCAGAAAUGCAAUGAAACAACAGUCCUCUCCAAUCAAGCAGCUCACGAUCAACUUUUGAAUGAAAAACAACAGUUUGAUGUAGGAAACCCCAAUAAGAUGCCGCUCGCGCCUUCCCAAGAUACGUACAAGAAAGAUGAAAAUUUCGAUGCUCGCCUUGUCUCCCCAAGACGCUCAAAAGAUCUUGAUAAACAGACUCUUGGCAGUCCACCACCUAUUCUUCGAAACCUCGCACCCCACGUGGGUCUACAAGGCGAGUGUGCCACUGCAUUAAUGAAAAACCCUCCGUUUUCACUAGAAAGUACCAAUACACGGACGUACAGAAAUUUUACAGAUCAGCCUGAAGAUGGUAAAGAAAGGCUACCUACUGGAAAGAUGUCUGGAUUUAGCAGAGAAGAUAAAAGUACAAGGAGUGGUAUGACGUCUGAAAAAGAAAUUAUAGUAAAUAAUGUAGCACAAUUAAACCGUGCACAGGGCCUGCAAGAACCUUCCCUCACAAAUACCAAUUCUGAUGUGCAAACAAAUUCCUUGGUCAAUCCAAAUUACAGAGAAAUCCCUAAGCUUUCUACGAGUUUAAAAACUGACGGAUUUCCAGUCAGUGAAACAAAGGAAACAGUGUCAGCUCGCUGCCCAACAACUACAGACAAGACAUCACAAUUAACGAAAGUAGAGCUUCAGUCCACAAGCUCAGGUAAAGGAGGAUAUGAGAAGAAUGAUCCUCCGUUGCUUGAUGGGGAUGUAGAAAACAAUCAGGUACAUGGAGGAGUAUUCCCUCAUGGCCCCUUCUUACCCAAUCCUUUCCUUAGUCAUUCAUUACUCACCCACCGCCAGGCUAUCCCGUCAGCCUUUGUGUACCCAUCAAGAGUUGGUAUACCUGGAAGUCAUUCUGGUUUCACUGAUGUUGCACAACAUGCUGGCAAUAAUCCAGGGUAG
This is a messenger RNA of Paramuricea clavata, 3551 nucleotides long. The record is from the annotation of a GenBank genome assembly. NCBI's taxonomy places the organism in Eukaryota, Metazoa, Cnidaria, Anthozoa, Malacalcyonacea, Plexauridae.